AUGUCGUCCACCGGAGCUAGUUUUGCUCAUGUUUACGUGCAGCAGAACCGGCAGAAGGAAAAAAUGAAGAGAAUGGAGGAGGAGAAAGGAAGAGAAGUGGAGGAUGGUGGUGGAGAGAGAAAAGUUGAGGAUGGUAAAGGUGGUAAGAGCAAUAAGAUCCACCCAGGUGGGUCUAUUUCUUCAGAUUCUGCAGGGAGCUUUGACUUUCCGAGAAUGUCGUCCACCGGAGCUAGUUUUGCUCAUGUUUACGUGCAGCAGAACCGGCAGAAGGAAAAAAUGAAGAGAAUGGAGGAGGAGAAAGGAAGAGAAGUGGAGGAUGGUGGUGGAGAGAGAAAAGUUGAGGAUGGUAAAGGUGGUAAGAGCAAUAAGAUCCACCCAGGUGGGUCUAUUUCUUCAGAUUCUGCAGGGAGCUUUGGUGAGACGAAGAACCAUGUAGCUUAA
Ilex paraguariensis (yerba mate) is the source of this 441-nucleotide messenger RNA. NCBI's taxonomy places the organism in Eukaryota, Viridiplantae, Streptophyta, Magnoliopsida, Aquifoliales, Aquifoliaceae. The record is from the annotation of a GenBank genome assembly.